Molecule: messenger RNA, 2299 nt
Organism: Pseudophryne corroboree (corroboree frog)
Lineage: Eukaryota; Metazoa; Chordata; Amphibia; Anura; Myobatrachidae
Gene: PIGK
Product: phosphatidylinositol glycan anchor biosynthesis class K
Exons: 11
Coding region: 70-1236 (388 amino acids)
Biological process (GO): proteolysis; attachment of GPI anchor to protein
Cellular component (GO): GPI-anchor transamidase complex
Molecular function (GO): GPI-anchor transamidase activity
Source: RefSeq, a predicted model, not a curated record
GCUGGGCGGGGCUCCCUUGUGACACGUGAUGCGGAAACAUGACCACGGCCCCUGCUGCCCUUAGUGAAGAUGGCGGCGCUCAGUAUCUGGAGCUGGGUGUUGGUGUGUUCUGCGCUGUGUGUGCUGGGUGUCAGCGCUCAGCAUGCGGAGAAUAAAGCGGAACACUUCUUCAGGAGCGGACAUACGAAUAACUGGGCAGUGUUAGUUUGUACGUCUCGAUUUUGGUUCAAUUAUCGUCAUGUGGCAAAUACUUUAUCCGUUUACAGGAGCGUUAAGAGGCUCGGAAUUCCUGACAGCCACAUCAUCCUCAUGCUCGCCGAUGACAUGGCGUGUAACCCCAGGAACCCCAAGCCGGCCACGGUGUUCAGCCACAAAAACAUGGAGCUCAAUGUCUACGGAGAUAACGUUGAAGUUGACUACCGAGGCUAUGAGGUGACGGUAGAAAACUUUCUGCGAGUUUUGACUGGCAGGUUGCCGCCGAGCACCCCACGGCUCAAACGUCUCCUAUCCGACGACAGAAGCAAUAUACUCAUCUACAUGACUGGACAUGGUGGAAACGGCUUCCUGAAGUUUCAGGAUUCAGAGGAAAUUACCAACGUGGAACUUGCAGACGCCUUUGAGCAGAUGUGGCAGAAACGACGGUACAAUGAAUUGCUGUUUAUAAUUGAUACAUGCCAAGGUGCCUCUAUGUAUGAAAGGUUCUACUCCCCUAACAUAAUGGCUCUUGCAAGCAGCCAAGUUGGAGAAGACUCUCUGUCUCACCAACCAGAUAUGGCAAUUGGGGUUCAUCUUAUGGACCGAUACACUUUCUAUGUCCUGGAAUUUUUGGAGGAAAUCCAUCCUGCCAGCCAGAACAAUAUGAAUGAUCUGUUUCAGGUCUGUCCUAAGAGCCUCUGUGUAUCAACCCCCGGACAUCGCACCGACCUGUUCCAGAGAGAUCCACAGACCGUUCUCAUCACCGAUUUCUUUGGCAGUGUGAGAAAAGUGGAACUCACAGAGAAAAGUGUAGCGCUGAAGACGCCUGCGGCGGCUGCCGAGAGAAGGCGUUCCUUCGGAGAUUCGGUGUUGGACCUAGUGACGUAUGCUAACCAGCUGCCCGUGUCGGAGAUCAUACAUCAGAAACCUAAACCACAAGAGUGGCACCCACCGGGAGGAUUUAUUCUAGGACUCUGGGCAUUAAUUCUUCUUAUCUUCUUCAAAACAUACGGCAUUAAACACAUGAAGCAUGUUUUCUGAGUAUUGCAAUGCACAGUACUACUACUACUUCUGAGGAAUGGCCUGCACAGACACCCCAUCCAGUCCGGACUCCAGUCCCUUCCAUAAAAUCGGGUAUGAGUUGUGUGGAACCCAGCAGGACGGCACAUAAAAGACAUUUUACCUCAGUUUGUGUCCUUAUUACGUCUGCAUGGCGGAGGCAGACAUUUUGUGGCCUGAAACCAUGUUCAGCCACUCAGUUGACUAGGAACUAGUGACCUCAUGCCUCAGUGAUGGCAAUAGUUCCUGGUAAACCGAUCAUAUACAUUGUAGUUGGGAGAACAAAAUGGCUGCCGUCACUGUGUGGAGGUGACCGGUACAUAAGACCUCGAUCACUGUUUUAGUAGCCCGUAUAUUUAAAAACAAAUUUAUUUAUUUUUUAAAUUCUCUCCCCUCUCUAUUUCUAACUAGUUUAAUGAUUGGGUUCUAGAGGGAGCCCAGCUGAAAGUUGUGUUCUACUUUUCUGUACAUCUCCAGCCUGGCGGCGUGCUAUACUGAACGCUUUCUCAGCAGAAACAAAAAUAGAGAUAUUGAUUUAUCAUGCUAAGUACAGCAUUUCAGAUCAAUCCUGAACCUGAGGUAAUUAUGUAUCUAGGAACUGGUGAGCAAUUAGAAUUUAAAGCAAGACUUAGCCGCCCGUGAAAAACCUCAUUUGAUUUAUUUGCUGCUCAUCAAACCGGAAUGUCCGUCGCGUUCUGCCUUAUCAAGCAGUUUUAUUGCCCCGGUUUGCUUGUAUGUUACUCGGUUAUGUCUGGAAAUAUGAGGUUUUCCAGUGCAAACGGUGCACUUUGUAAUGACACCAGGUGAACGCAAAUGCUUAAUAAGCAGACAGCACAAGGACAGAACCCAGGGGCAGGGAAAUGUCGAUGUAGGCAUCCAGGAGCCAUGCCAGGUUCUCUCCUAAGCUGGUACUUGGCGCUGGCUGUAGUAUACACAGUGACUGUGGCCUGCCAGGUGUUAUUGCUAUGUUGGGGCUUCUUACUGAUUGUAUGGUGGGUGUUGUGGUUUGUUUUUUGUUCUUUUAAAUAAAUUAUAAUUCCAUUUA